Molecule: messenger RNA, 864 nt
Organism: Bufo gargarizans (Asiatic toad)
Lineage: Eukaryota; Metazoa; Chordata; Amphibia; Anura; Bufonidae
Product: vomeronasal type-2 receptor 26-like
Exons: 3
Coding region: 1-864 (287 amino acids)
Biological process (GO): G protein-coupled receptor signaling pathway
Cellular component (GO): membrane
Molecular function (GO): G protein-coupled receptor activity
Source: RefSeq, a predicted model, not a curated record
AUGCAGUCGUGUCACCAGGGCGUGGCUCAGCAGCACAUCUCUCUCCUGGCGCAGCCGUGUCGGGAUGAGGAUCACAAUGCUGGAGCCCAGACAAGUACGUUUCUUACAGCUGGCCGGCAAGGAAUCUUCAUUUAUUACUGGGACACACCGAUUGUUAAAGCCAAUAACCGGACUGUGAGCGUAAUCCUCCUGGCCUCCAUCUUGUUGAACUUCCUCAGUGUUCUCUUCUUCCUUGGUCGUCCAGUUGACAUAACCUGCUUACUGAGACAAACAUCAUUUGGCGUCUUCUUCUCUAUCGGUGUCUCUUCUGUUCUGGCCAAAACUAUCACAGUCUGCAUUGCCUUCAAAGCCACCAAACCUGGAAGUAUCUGGGUGAAGUGGAUCUCAUUCAAUGUGUCAAAUUAUGUGGUCUUGUUGUGUUCUUCUGUACAAGUUCUCAUUUGUGUUAUUUGGUUGCUGAUGUCUCAUCCUUAUGUAGAGUUUGAUCAUCACUCUUAUCCUGGGAAGAUCAUCAUUCAGUGUAAUGAAGGCUCGGUCAUCGCCUUCUACUCCAUGUUGGGUUAUAUGGGGUUCCUGGCAGCUGUGAGCUUUGUUCUGGCUUUCAUGGUGAGGACAUUACCCGACAAUUUUAAUGAAGCCAAGUACAUCACCUUCAGCAUGCUGCUGUUCUGCAGUGUCUGGAUCGCCAUGAUACCAGCCUAUCUGAGCACUAAAGGGAAGUACAUGGUGGCUGUGGAGAUAUUUGCCAUAUUGACCUCAUGUUCUGGCAUUCUUGGUUGUAUAUUUCUUCCAAAAAUAUAUAUUCUUCUUUUUGAACCUAGUUUGAACUCCAGAAAAGCUAUUUUGGAGACAAACAGAGUAUAA